AAUGCAGUAAGUGUCCAACUUUGUACUGCAUUCUAACUCUGCCGUGAGUGGCGAGAAAAUGGAGGACAAUCCCAGGAUUUGCACUGUGUGCUUUUUGUAAGAGGACAUCGAAGGACGAUCCUUGGGCAACAAAACACCAAACGGAUAAUCUACAAUUUUACUUAAAUUUAAAUAAAUUCCUUGGAUUAAGGUACCACUUGAAUCACAUGGCAAAGAUGCAUACCAGACUGGGAUGGAACAAGUGUGCAGACGUAACCCCUCACAUGUCUUGGGAGGAGGGGGAGUGUGAGCCCUGAAAGGGGUGCUGGGAUGUGAGUAGGCCAGCAUCCGGCACGAGCCAGAGCCAGAGAGGCAGCAGCAACGAAGACGAGCAACAACAGGAAUCCUAAUCUUCCCUUGCAUCUUUCCCACUGCAGCCUGUUAUCUAUUCAGGUCAGACUGAGCCUGGUGUGAAGAAUUUGUGUGUGAGAGUACAGGGCACGUUCACUCAUGAGGCCUAAGACUUUCCCUGCCGCCCCAUAUGUGGGCAACACGCGCCAGCGCCUGCAGGAGAUCAAGGAGGGACUGAAACAACCUGCAAAGCUGGUGAGCCAGGCGCUUCAUGGAGGGAGCGCUCGAGGGGAGGGGGGCAGAGGUGGGGACUCUAAGGGCAAAGACCAAGCUGGAAGGCAACAACAGCUCCGGCAGCCUCAGAAGUUCAACAACUACCAAAAUGCCCUGCGAGAGAUCCGCAAGUCUCUAUUGCCUUUUGCCAAUGAAUCAGGCCCAGGAUCCAGCUCAGGACAUCCUGGUGAAGUCAAUAGACAGAUGCUGCAGGAUCUCGUCAACGCUGGUUGUGAUCAGGAAAUGGCAGUCCGUGCCCUAAAACAGACUGGCAGCCGUAACAUUGAGGCAGCAUUGGAAUACAUUAGCAAAAUGGGUUACCUGGACCCUCACAAUGAACAGAUUGUACGUGUCAUCAAACAGACUUCCCCAGGAAAAACUGUCAUGCCAAAUUUAAUGGACCACAGGGCGGCAAUGGAGGGCACUGGGGAUGGUGCAAUGCCACCUUAUCACCAAAUGGGAACACCACUGUAUGAGGGAGCUGGUUAUGGGGCUGAGGGUGAGAUUCCUCGUGCAUACAUGGGUGGACCACCUGUCAUUAACUACAUGCCACCACCUGCCAACACUUCACAGGGUCCUACCAUGGGAAACCCAAUGGGUCGUCCCGCAAGUAUGGGUGCCUACUCCACAAGCAUGGCUCCCCAAAAUAACCCUGGGAACCCUAUGUACACCCCUGGUCCAGCCCAGCAGAAAGGAUACUCUGGUGGGAUAGAUCAGGCCAUGAUGGGCUACAGUGUGCCUGGACCACCCAUGCAAAUCCAGCCUCAGCCCUCGGGAGGUCCUGGCACUCAUUAUGACUACAGGCCUCAUAUGAUAGAAGCCUCCAGCUACGGGGUAAAACGAAGUGCUUCUUUCCAAAAUAAGAUGACCCCACUAACAUCCGAAAACUAUGUUAAUAUGCCAGGCAAAGGAGCAAUGGGCCAAAACGCUGGUGGCUAUCCUCCUAACUUAUAUCUUCCACCACAUUCGCACCCACGCCAAGCCAGUCCCACCUCACACCAGGUUCACAUGAUGCAGCGCUCCCCUGGUGUUGCCCCUGGAGCUAUGGGUGGUGAGUUUUCUGAUGUUCCUCAAGGCCUCCUCACUCCUUCCAGGGCCAGUCUGAACCUCGACCUCUAUGAGCAUCACUGGCCAGGAGCCCAAGGUCCUGAAGGGACUCCUCCAGCCAGGCAACCACAGGGGCCCUUUCGAGGGGAGGUACGUGUCCCUAGUAGGACCAAUUCUUUUAACAACCACCAGAAGGUGACCGUGAGGCAGGCACUGCCUCCUGCAGCUAGUGUUGCUGGCAAGCAGGAUGCAUCUUUGGGUCUGCCUAACACAAUAACUGCAGUGACCUCUCCACCAAUCCAGCCACCUGUAAAGAGUAUAAGGGUCAUGAGGCCUGAGCCAAAAACAGCAGUGGGACCAUGUCAUCCAGGCUGGCUGAGUGCCCAAGCCCAGGAAGCACCAGAAUCUCAUGGAUACAUGCCAGAUGACACUUUUACCUUGGAGCCCAAUCAAGAACACCGCUGUCCACCUCCACCCUACCCCAAAACACUGCUCCUGCCUGGAUCUGGACCUGGAACUGAGCCUGCAUCCCUGGAGACUGGAGCCAUGGGUGGACUUCAAGAUGUCAAUGCUACAAGUAGAACUGUCCAGAGUGCCUCAGCAGGAAAGCAAGAGGAACCUGCCUCCAAAGACAAAGUGAAGACAGGCAAAGGAGAGAAGGCCUUGAAGGAUAAGAAGCAGAUUCAAACUUCACCUGUGCCUGUGCGUAAGAAUGCCCGUGAUGAAGAGAAGCGGGAGUCGCGCAUUAAGAGUUACUCUCCCUUUGCCUUUAAGUUCUACAUGGAGCAGCAUGUGGAGAAUGUGAUGAAGACCUAUCAGCAGAAACUCAACCGCAGGAUGCAGCUGGAGCAAGAAAUGUCUAAGGCUGGCCUUUCAGAGGCAGAGCAGGAACAGAUGAGAAAGAUGCUUUACCAGAAGGAAUCCAAUUACAACCGACUACGACGUGCCAAGAUGGACAAAUCGAUGUUUGUCAAAAUCAAGACACUCGGCAUUGGGGCCUUUGGUGAGGUGUGUCUUACACGCAAAGUGGACACGGGGGCUCUGUAUGCCAUGAAGACUCUACGAAAGAAAGAUGUUCUGAACCGAAACCAAGUAGCCCAUGUGAAAGCAGAACGAGACAUCUUGGCAGAGGCUGACAAUGAGUGGGUAGUCAGGUUGUACUACUCAUUUCAGGACAGAGACAGCCUGUACUUUGUCAUGGAUUACAUUCCUGGAGGAGAUAUGAUGAGCUUGCUGAUCCGUAUGGGGGUUUUUCCAGAGCCCUUAGCCAGGUUCUAUGUGGCAGAACUAACGCUGGCCAUAGAAAGUGUGCAUAAGAUGGGCUUCAUCCACAGAGAUAUCAAGCCGGACAACAUCCUCAUUGACCUGGACGGACACAUCAAACUGACUGAUUUUGGUCUGUGUACUGGGUUCCGUUGGACUCACAACUCAAAGUAUUACCAAAAAGGGAACCAUAUCCGGCAAGAUAGUAUGGAGCCGAGUGACUUUUGGGAUGAUGUGUCUAACUGCCGUUGUGGUGAUCGGCUGAUGACUUUGGAACAGCGGGCAACUCGACAACACCAGCGUUGCCUGGCACACUCUCUAGUGGGCACUCCUAACUACAUCGCCCCUGAGGUGCUUCUGCGCAAAGGAUACACACAGCUGUGUGACUGGUGGAGUGUUGGAGUAAUCCUGUUUGAGAUGCUGGUUGGCCAGCCACCCUUUCUUGCUCCAACCCCAACGGAGACACAGCUUAAGGUCAUAAACUGGGAGAAUACUCUGCAGGUGCCUCCACAAGUAAAACUGAGCCCAGAGGCAGUUGACAUCAUUGGUCGACUCUGCUGCUCAGCUGAAGAGCGUCUAGGAGGCAACGGGGCUGGAGAGAUAAAAGCUCACCCAUUCUUUGCCGAGAUGGAUUUCUCCAGCAAUCUUCGCACACAACCUGCUCCAUACAGACCGAAGAUUGCCCACCCCAUGGAUACAUCCAACUUUGACCCUGUGGAAGAGGAGGGGGGUCCAGGGGCCUGGAGUGACAGUGGAGACAGCACCCGCACUUGGGACACCCUCUGUUCUCCUCACGGCAAACACCCUGAGCAUGCCUUCUACGAGUUCACCUUCCGAAGGUUUUUUGAUGAUAAUGGCUGCCCAUUCCGUUAUCCCAAGCCCCCCGAGGCAGCGCAAGACCUGCCCAGCAGUAGUGGGGCUGAUACGCUGAAACCUGAGCUGGAGGAGGAAGAGAUUCAUGAGGAGGAAGAGCAAGGGGAAGGGUGUGAGCCGGUUUAUGUGUGAGAAUGUUGGAUCGGGUGUUCAUGCUGCUC
Sinocyclocheilus anshuiensis is the source of this 3947-nucleotide messenger RNA. RefSeq names its product serine/threonine-protein kinase LATS2-like. The transcript has 9 exons. The record is from RefSeq and is a predicted model, not a curated record. Gene Ontology annotation, cellular component: spindle pole; nucleus. Lineage: Eukaryota; Metazoa; Chordata; Actinopteri; Cypriniformes; Cyprinidae. Gene Ontology annotation, biological process: regulation of organ growth; G1/S transition of mitotic cell cycle; hippo signaling. The coding region runs from base 490 to 3918 and encodes 1142 amino acids. Gene Ontology annotation, molecular function: protein binding; ATP binding; protein serine/threonine kinase activity.